This is a messenger RNA of Crotalus tigris (Tiger rattlesnake), 7612 nucleotides long. RefSeq names its product NHS actin remodeling regulator (gene NHS). Gene Ontology annotation, biological process: cell differentiation; lens development in camera-type eye. NCBI's taxonomy places the organism in Eukaryota, Metazoa, Chordata, Lepidosauria, Squamata, Viperidae. Bases 1422 to 6230 code for a protein of 1602 amino acids. The transcript is spliced from 9 exons. The record is from RefSeq and is a predicted model, not a curated record.
CCUCUCAAAAGAAGGGAUUUAUGAACCGGGUCAUGAACAAAUCACAUUCAAAUGAUCUCAAAACUCAGGAGGUAUGGACCUUUCUUGCAGCCUUAUUCUUGGGUUGGUGUGGUCGAAAGAAGUUGGGGCUGCAGGUAUCAGAACUCUCAACUAGCUAGAUGGGAAUUACAGAGGCGGUGAUUCUGGAUCUCUGCUUUCAGAAAGAAGAUGUCACUGAGUUCCCUCUCCUUGGGCUGAAACUGGUAGUCAGCUAAACAUUUACCCCACUGCUUAUGUGGACCUGGAUACUAAGUGGAGUCAGUCAGGUUUUGGAUGUUAAGAUAUCCAAUAAAUUGUAGAGUUCUAAGCUAGACUACCAAAUUAGAGGCCAUGGAAACUAUGGAAAUCCAAUUCAAAUAAAGGACAUUUUAAAUAAUCUUUAAUUCCAUUGAAGAAAUGGAGUUGAUUUUCCUUCACUUAUAUCUGACCAUUAUUUAAGCCAUACCCUUUAGCAGCAAGAGAUGCAGCCUCAUGCUAUUCAGAUUGUUUUGGAUCCAACUCUAGUGUUCUUAGGCAUGGCAACUAAGGCUGAUGCAGACAAGAGCACAAAACAGGUGAUUGUCAGUUCCUCCCCUAGCUAUUUAGUUUUAACUGUGAUUGGAUUGCAGUCUAAAUCACAAGCAUAUUCCUGGGGGAGGGGAAUCCUCCUCCACCACUUUUUUAUGCAUGCUAUUUUAAAUGCGCGCGCAUCUCUUGCUGUUGUUAUGAACCCGUCUUGCAAAAGGUGUUUUGCUUUAGCUGUCAAACUUAUAACGGCCUCCCUUCUCUACCUUCCUCCUGUUUUCCUCCUGUUGCCCAUUGAUGGUGCAUUGGCACACAGCGGCUGCUCGGAAUCUGCAGCGACUCCAUGUGGUCGUGAGGGGGAAUACCUCUCGCUUUCUCUUUUAUGCAAGCGCGGGUGUCUCUCCCUGCCUGCCUGCUCCUCCUCACAAAAGACUUGGACGAAUUCCUUUCUCCGGGUUUUCAAGCCAUCUUUUAAAAAUCCAUCCCGCUCUCUCGCGUUGAAAACGAGCUGUAUCGGGAAGCGAGAGGCGGGAGACAGGAGGAAGCUUGCAGGGAGCAGGAAAAAGAGGGACGGAAGGAGCGAUUAGGGAAGCAACCGAUAAACGGCAGCGAAGGUGGCCGGGGACGCGGCGCAGCGGUCGUUUUCCAAAAGCGAAAGGAUUCAGACGGCGAAGAAGAUCACCAUGGGGGAUAGCGCGUCUUGCCGUUAGCAAGUGAAGGGAUUGGGAGAGGAGAAGGCGGCAGAAGCAGCCCCUGAUCCCGCAACCGGGUUGCAAAGAGCACGGAGACCGGAGCUCGCGGCUUGAAAGGGUGGCUAUUGGGCUGGGAAGGGAGAAACGGCGACAUCCACACAGAGUGUGACGCCCCAGGUUUUGGUCAUGCCCUUCGCCAAGAGGAUCGUGAAGCCCCAGAGGCUGUGUCGGCGGCAGCAUAUUGCCUCGGUGUUAGACGAGAACUCCGGCUUCGAGCUUCCUCAGCCGGGAAGCUACCGAGAAGAACCCGGGGAGGCGAUGGACGAACCGGAGGAAGAGGUUCCGGCUGGGCUGGCUGCCGCGCUGACCGCCGAAGGGAAGGAGAACCAGGAGGCGGCGGCGCUGAUGCUUUUGGAUCUGUGCUCAGUCAGCAAUGUUGCUCUCUCGCGGAUCCUCCGGCAGCUCUCCGAUGUGGCCAAGCACGCCUGCACCCUCUUCCAAGAAAUCGAGAGCGAGAUCCAGCUCACUCACCGCAGGGUCCAAGCGCUGCACAGCCGGAUUGGCGGCGUCCAAAGCAUUUUACACAGUUUGGAUCCGAAGCAGGAGGCAGUGCCUGUCUCAAACUUGGAUGCAGAAAGCAAAUUGAAUGUGUAUUAUCAUGCCCCUUGGCAUCAGGAGAGAAACAUUUUUCUUCCUUCCACCAGACCAGCAUGUGUAGAGGAACUGCAUCGCCAUGCCAAGCAGAAUUUGAGAGCCUUGAGGAGGGAGCACCGAAAUCAGGGUAAUAACCGAGAACAAAAAACUGUGAGCCACACUGUGGUAGCUCCCCCAUUUCCGUCUUUUCCUGUGAUUCACACUAAGAAGAAAAAAGAGACUAAGGACCAUCACUUGCUAAAAUUUUAUAGAACCCGCUCGUCUUCCCCUACUGAGUGUUGCCACAUGACCCCAUGGAGUAAAAAGUCCCACCACCUUUCUGAGGAAGAAGAUACAGAUGUCAUGUCAGGGCAGAGGCUGAAAAAUCCAGUAAAUAAUAUACCUUCUACACUGGAUAAACAAACAAAUUGGAGCAAAGCACUACCUCUCCCAACUCCAGAGGAGAAAAUGAAACAGGAUGCCCAAGUGAUUUCCUCUUGUAUUAUCCCCAUCAAUGUCACUGGAGUUGGUUUUGACCGAGAAGCUAGUAUACGCUGCUCCCUUGUUCACUCCCAAUCCGUACUGCAGCGAAGACGGAAACUGAGAAGGAGAAAAACCAUCUCUGGCAUCCCCAGAAGAGUCCAACAAGAAAUAGAUUCUGAUGAAUCACCAGUAGCAAGAGAACGGAAUGUCAUUGUGCAUGCAAAUCCAGACUUCUCUAAUAACAUCAACAGGAGAUCAGCUACCCGGGACUCUGAGUGCCAAACAGAAGAUAUUCUCAUUGCUGCCCCAUCCCGCAGAAGAAUACGAGCUCAGAGGGGUCAAAGCGCAGUAGCUUCACUGUCUCAUUCAGCUGGCAACAUAUUGGUGCUGACAGAUAAUGGUGACUCUAUGUUUACAUUAAUGAGCAAUCGUGUUCGAUCCAGGAGUCUUCCUCGUGAAGGUGCUAGAGCCAAUGAAAAAGACCACAACAAUGGUGCCAAAAUUUCAGCAUAUGAGGCAGAACACUUUUUAACAAAUCAAGAACGAAUUUCCACAAAGAGUAAGGAUGCCAUUAAUAACCAUUGUUCACAGGAACACCAUCCCAGGGGCUUAGCUUGUUCCCAGCAUUUUCAUAGUCCAGAUCAUAAUUCAAAUGAAAGAGGGAGGUCAAGGUUAUCAAGGAUGGUAGAUUCUGGAAGUUGUGAUAUUUCUUCAAACUCUGAUACCUUUGGAAGUCCAAUUCACUCUAUUUCCACAGCUGGGGUUCUUCUCAGCAGUCACAUGGACCAGAAAGAUGAUCAUCAAUCAUCUAGUGGAAACUGGAGUGGAAGUAGCUCAACAUGUCCUUCCCAAACAUCUGAAACAAUUCCUCCUGCUGCUUCACCUCCCCUGACAGGUUCUUCACACUGCGAUUCAGAAUUAUCACUGAACAUUGCCCCUAAUGCUAAUGAAGAUUCAAGUAUUUUCAUAACUGAACACUAUGGUGAACAUAAAAUUAGAGGUCACAGGACAAGUUCUUUCACUUCUGAUCUGCUAGAUGAUCCUAAUAACAGCAACACAAGUGAUAGUGAGUGGAAUUAUUUGCAUCAUCAUCAUGAUGCAUCCUGCCAUCAAGAUUUCAGCCCUGAACAUCCCAAGACUGAUAGCCUGGGCUGCCCAAGUUUUGCAAGCAUGGCCACUUAUGACAGUUUUGUAGAAAGGACUCCAUUGGACAAAGCAGAGACUAGCUCACAUUUUUCAGUUGAUACUGAAGGCUACUAUACCUCCAUGCACUUCGACUGUGGACUCAAAGGAAAUAAAAGUUAUAUUUGUAACUAUGCAGCUGUGGGCUUAGAAAAUGGUCAGAAUGCAAGUUUUGCUUCCAAUCUCACUCACUGUAAUUGGCAAGAUUAUAUGGAUCAUAGGAAGCAAGGAAAAGCAAGCAUCUCUCUAAAGAAACCAAAGAUGAAGCCAGCCCCACCAAAACGCAGCUCAUCUUUAAGGAAAUUUGACAGUAGAACUGAUAUUUCAGAGAAGAAAGAACCAAAGAUAACUAGUGGGCAACAACAUAUGCCUCAUACUUCCAGGGAAAUGAAGCUGCCCCUCGAGUUUGCAAACACACCUUCAAGGGUAGAAAGUACUAGCCUGCCAAGUAAACUGAAACAGUCCUGGGAUAAUCAGGAUGAGAAUGACAUAAAGGGCCUUCCAUUUGAUUCCAUGGAUAUUGCAUCAUUUAAAGAUGAAGAUGCUGAACAAUCUCACUAUGCAGAUCUCUGGCUUCUAAAUGACUUGAAAUCUAAUGAUCCCUAUAGAUCAUUGUCUAACUCAAGCACUGCUACGGGUACAACGGUCAUAGAAUGCAUAAAGUCACCAGAAAGUUCUGAAUCUCAAACAUCACAGUCUGGCUCAAGAGCCACCACUCCUUCUCUUCCCUCUGUUGAGAAUGAGUUUAAGUUGUCAUCCCCAGAAAAACUGGCUGGUUUAGCGUCUCCUUCGAGUGGUUAUUCCAGUCAGUCAGAAACUCCAACAUCAUCAUUUCCAACAGCAUUUUUUUCUGGUCCCCUAUCCCCUGGAGGGAGUAAAAGAAAGCCAAAAGUACCAGAAAGGAAAUCCUCAUUACAACAAUCUUCUAAAGAUGGCAACAUAUUUUUAAACAAAGACUUAGAACUUCCAGUUAUACCUCCUACUCAUCUUGACCUAAGUGCUCUUCAUAAUGUUUUGAUUAAACCAUAUGCUCAUAGACCCCAGCUGCAUGCUUUUAAUAAUAAUAAAUCAAAUAUGGUAGAAGAAGCACUGAAUUCUAAUUCUUCACCAGCUGUUGCUAUUACACCUUCAGUGCUAAAGUCAGUACAUCUUCGAUCAAUUAAUAAGCCUGAAGAAAGGAAACAGAAAGAGAAUCCAGAUUUUCUACCCAUUCAAGAAUAUAGUUUGGUAACUGCUAUUUCUUCAUGCAAAAUGGAACCACGUGUAAGUAAGAAACAAGUGUCACAUCAGUUCUUCAUGGAAGAUGCCAUAGUGUCCUAUAUCAAUCCCUCCCCAGUACAGAUAAGCCCAGAACAACUACUAGGAGAAGAUAGUUUAACUUUUAGUGGAAGAAAUACUUGUCAAGAGAAUCAAACUUCAUUAGUAGAGAGUGUUUUAGCAGCUAAGAGUGUACCAGAUCAAAUACAAUCAGUACAUGGGAUUUUGCUAGAGUGUACAACUAAUAAAGCUUGCGGGGUUUCUGAUGAACAAUUUCCACAAGGCACAACAGUUUUUCCAAGCAACCUUGAAGGCAAAAUUUCUUGUGGAUCAGAACAGAAUAAGAGUUUUGACUCCGUGCAGUCUCUGUAUGAAUUACCUGCACACUGUGAACAAAAGUUGAAAUAUGAACCACUAUGUGAAGAUAUUCCUUGGUCUGACUCCUUAACUUGGGGAGCAGAUACUUGUUAUCAGCUGAAGCAUCAGCUUGAUAUAAACCAACUUGAUGACAAAGUGCCUGAGAAUAUCAGUUAUGAAUCAGAGAUCUCAAAUAUAUAUUCACUCAGUGAAAAAUGCUCUGAAAAUGAUAUCAUGUCAGGUAUUCCAACCAAAAGUGCCUCAGAUGACAGUGAUAGCAGAGCAGCUGAGACACAAGGAACUACAGAAGAUGAUACCUUAAAAGAAUCUUUUUUGAGUGAUGAUUCUAUAAUCUCACCCAUAAAUGAGGAUUCUCAAACUGAAGUAGAAGAGUUUUUGGUGUCUCCAAAUAAACCACGAACAACAGAGGAUCUGUUUGCAGUAAUUCACAGGUCAAAAAGGAAAGUGCUCGGAAGAAAGGAUUCUGGAGACCUUUCUUCAAGGAACAGACUGAAAGCUUCAUCUAGUAGUAAUAGUGUGUCUUCUGUCAGUAGCACCUCACCUACAACUAGUAUCCCCCUUAUUCCUACCAGUGUGGGAAAUUCACCUUGCAGCCAGAGGUCUCCUGGACUUAUUUAUCGGAAUGCCAAAAAGUCCAGCACAUCGAAUGAGGAAUUUAAACUACUGCUCUUGAAAAAAGGUAGUCGGUCUGAUUCUAGCUACAGGAUGUCAGCCACUGAGAUAUUAAAGAGUCCUAUUUGUCCCAAAUCUCCCGGAGAACUAAUUAGAGAUACUGUUCAAACUGCAGAUGAACCCUUCCAAGCCUCAUCAAGUGCCGAGGCAUUAGCUCCUCUCUCUCCUUCUCCCCCAAGGAUACACGCAGAAGGGUUUUCUUCCAAAAGUUUUCUCACAUCAGCAUCUUCACGUGUAGGACGAUCACGAGCACCUCCAGUUGCAAGCAGUAGCCGAUACAGUGUUCGCUGCAGAUUAUAUAACACCCCAAUGCAAGCUAUUUCAGAAGGAGAGACAGAAAAUUCAGAUGGGAGCCCACACGAUGAUCGAUCUUCUCAAAGCUCAACAUAAGUUGCCUAAGGGUCUCAGCACAAUUCUGACUGCGAAGUGGGGAACUCUGCAUUUGCUAAGCUUUGCAUUUGUUAGGCUAAAAAGCAUAUUCUGUAGCAGUCAAAUACCUUACAAGGCAAUAUGUGAUGCUUGAAAAUGUUAAAAGAUUGCUAAAAGAUGGGAUUAAAUGAUCUAUACGUAUUUAUUAUGUCCCAUUUCCUAUGAUUAGAAAUACAUGGUCAACCUUUAACUUUCUUUUUUUCCCCAUCCCUCUCUCUCUUCUUUCCACCCUCAGUGUAAAUUUAUCCAGUUUUCUAUAGUCCUUUCUUUUCUCCAGAAACAUUACAUUACUGUUAUGCUUCCCUCGGGGUGGCAAACAUAACAUUGGUGAGGAAUUAAUAUUUUUUUACAUUAAAAUGAAUUGAAAUAAAAUAGAAUGAACAAAACAGAUGUACAUAUCUGUAUUUUUGAUAAGCAAAUGUAAAUAAAAUCAUUGCAGAGAAAAAUGUGAGUAGCAAAUGACAACUAUCUUAAAUGAUAAAAAAGAAUAAAAAUAAUGACUGUAUUCUGUGAAUACAAUUUUCAGCAACUUUAUUCACAUAUCAAUCACUACCACUUUAAAUAAUUAAAGCCUCUAACAUGAAUUUAACACUUGGAUUAAUGGAAAUCCUAAUAAUAAAAACCAUGAAAUUAAAUAAUAUCUGGUUUUCUUUGACAAUGUCAUUCCAAGCAAGCUAAUUUUAAAAUGCAAUCUGUGAAAAGAGGCUAAUUGACAAAUACUACAAUAUUUAUAAACCAGGUUUUCUGAUCUGGCUUCCCCCUCUUAAGAAUUCUGAGAAGUGUAGCUAUGUGGAAGUUUUUUGGUAUAUCAACAAUUGUAUCACUUUUUUCACUUGUCACUUAAAACCAUUUUAAAGUUCCCUAAAGUUUAUUUCCAUUCUCAUUUCUUCAUUCAGUUUCUUUCCUUGUCAUCAUCCACUUGUUUACAUACUACAGUUCUCUGAGGAAAUCUUUGUGUUAGUUUUCAGAUUUCUGUUGGAUUGUCUUUUCUGCAUUUGCUGUAGAAUGAUGCUAAUAAUAAUAUUAUUUUUGAAUAGUUGUAAACAAGGAAUUGCACUGAACAUGCAGACUGCAUAGAAACUACAGAAGUAGAAACAUUAAAGAAAAUCUGGAUUUUUAAUCUUACCCAGUCAUAUUAUAGCACAAACUACAGUGCAUAUAAUAAGUCUUUGCAAAGCUAGUAUAAUCCAUAGUAUUCCAGCCACAGUCAUGCCUAUUGCAAUACGUUUAUAAUGGCAAAUUUUAUUUGCAUUAAGAGAAUAAAUUUAUUAAGUUAUUACAAACUCAGGAAAAAUAAUUUAUUUGUUUUUAAAUUACAAAAUAAAAUCCCAUUUAUAUCAGGA